Agrilus planipennis (emerald ash borer) is the source of this 1552-nucleotide messenger RNA. Its product is annotated as cilia- and flagella-associated protein 53. The transcript has 8 exons. NCBI's taxonomy places the organism in Eukaryota, Metazoa, Arthropoda, Insecta, Coleoptera, Buprestidae. The record is from RefSeq and is a predicted model, not a curated record. The annotation marks the transcript as partial.
AUAGAAAUGCUUUCAAUUGCUCUAAUAUUGAACAAACCUCAUUCACGCCACAGUUUUUGACAUAAUAUGGAGUUUAUUAAUUAAUCAGUUAGUUUAGUUUACGGACUUUUUCGAAAAAAUGAUUUUUGGAACUAGUUUAGAUCCCCCCAAGAAGCCACCCCCACCCGUAAAAAGGCCUUUUCCACCCGACAUUAAACUACCAUGUAUUCAACCAUCAUCAUGGGCUCAUUAUGCCCGUCAACCCAACACCGAUUAUCACGUAAAGUUCAUGCAGUACAAACAGGCCUUGCAAGCAGCAGAUAUUGAAAGGGAAAUUCGAGAGAAAGCAUCCAACGCCAAAGAUAAAUUUGAACAAAAGUUCAUAAAACACUCUGAUCAACGACUUUUUAAAAAUGAAAUUGAAAAACGCGUCAAGGAGCGUUUGGAAAUAUAUGAAAAAACAAUUGAAGAACGACGUACCAGAUUAAGAGAGCUCCUCGGCGAAGAAGAGUGUGCACAUUAUCGGGAAACUGUGGAGAAUGCAAAGAGAUUGUGUGACUCUAAAUUUGGCAUGAUGAAGCGACAAGUUGAAGAGUUGAAAGCUAAAAAAGAAGCUGAAAGAUUGAAAGUUGUAGAACAAAAACGUCUCCAACAGUACAUGGAUAGGUGCGAAUUAUUAAGGACAAAUGUGGCUCAAAAAAGAUUAGUCGAAUCUAAAAACAGCAAUUUACAACAAAUGCGUGAAAACGAACAAAGAAGAGAAGCUGAAAGAGAACUGGAUAAAUUUUGGGGUGAUUUGACAAGAACUGAACAACUCGGAGUGAUUGAACGAGACAGACAAGACGCUAUAAACAAAUACAACAAAAUGUUAGAAAUGAAGGCGAUUUGGGAAAUUCAGAUGGCUGGAAAGGACCUUCUUAAAGAAGAGAAGAGACGCGUCGCUCUUGAAGACAGACAAGAAUUGGACAGACUUAUGGAACAAAUACGAAGAGAAGAAAUUGAAGAACUUGAUAAAAAACGACGCCAACGUGAUAAAGCAGCUCAAGAACUUCUCGAACAAAUUAAAGCCAACGAAGAAAUAAAUGAACGUCGAAGAAAAGCAGAGCAGGCAGUAGAUGACGCAUUUAAUAAACUGACUCAAAUCGAAUUGGAUAAGGAAAAAGCUAAAAUAAAAGAUACAACAACACAGGCGAAGCGAGAAAUGGCCAUUUAUAGGGAAAAUCUGAAGAAAUUAGAGGAAGAAAGAAGAAAAGAGGAAGAAUAUUUGAGUAUGUUGCUAGAUGAGCAACGGAAAUCAAUCGAAAGGAAACAGGACCAUGCUAAAUGUGAUAUACUGAAAGCUAAAGAAGCUUUGCAGAAGAAUGUGCUCGAAGGUAGAGCGCAACAAGUAGAGCUGAAGAAACAAGAAGCUGAAUAUCAAUUGAAACUUAAAGAAGCCGAAAAUGAGUUACUGAGAAUGUCAAUAGCGGCCAACGAAAGGUUAGAAGCCGAAAUGAAACGCAAAGAGAAGGAAUCAGCUCUACUCUACAAUCAACAACUGAAGGAGCAAGCUGCUUACAAUGAACUUUUAAGG